Lycium barbarum (goji berry) is the source of this 3037-nucleotide messenger RNA. RefSeq names its product switch 2. Gene Ontology annotation, molecular function: ATP-dependent chromatin remodeler activity; ATP binding. NCBI's taxonomy places the organism in Eukaryota, Viridiplantae, Streptophyta, Magnoliopsida, Solanales, Solanaceae. The transcript has 8 exons. The coding region runs from base 143 to 2791 and encodes 882 amino acids. The record is from RefSeq and is a predicted model, not a curated record.
AUUAAAAACAAGCGCAUUUGAAGAACAAUCCGCGAAAAAAAAAAAAUGGUUGUAACGUUGACGAAUACAAACAAUAAAAGCACUUCAAUUUGAAAAAGAAAACGAACACUUCUUAACAAAAUUUCAAGAUUCAAUUACCCUAAUGUCUCUAAACACUUUCAAAGAAUCACUAAUACCCUGUUCAAAUCAAUCAUUUUCACAAUCUUCAUCAAUCUCCUAUAAUUUUGAGACAAAAUCUGUAAACCCUAGAAAACCCCCAAAAUCUUCUUUAUCUCAACAGCUUUUACGCCUUGAAGAUCACACUUCUUUGCUUCAAAACCAACCCCAAACACCCAAAAAACAGAAUCAUUUUGAUUUGAAGAAAAAAUAUGAAGAGGAAGAAGAAGAAGAAAUAGAAGAAAAGAUAAUUGGGUUUGGUAGGCCAAAGUUGGAUUCUUUAUUGUUAGAUCAAGCUGGACCUUAUGAGCCUUUGGUUUUGUCUUCACCUGGUGUAAAUCCUGUUGUUCAGGUUCCAGCAUCUAUAAACUGUAGGCUUUUGGAGCAUCAACGAGAAGGAGUGAAAUUUUUGUAUAGAUUGUAUCACAAUAAUCAUGGAGGUGUUCUUGGAGAUGAUAUGGGACUUGGUAAGACCAUCCAAAGCAUCGCAUUCUUAGCUGCUGUGUUUGGUAAGGAUGGGGAUAUACCAGAAUCAACAGUCUCGAAGGAACACCUAAGAACAAGGGGCCCUGUACUUAUAGUUUGUCCCUCUUCUUUGAUCCACAACUGGGAAAUCGAGUUUUCCAAGUGGGCAACAUUUAGUGUUUGCAUUUAUCACGGGCCAAACCGUGAUUUAAUGAUCGACAAACUAGAAGCACGUGGCGUGGAGAUACUUAUAACAAGUUUUGAUACGUACAGAAUCCAUGGAAGAAUUUUAUCAGAUAUUGAAUGGGAGAUUGUGAUUGUUGAUGAGGCACAUCGACUUAAGAAUGAGAAAUCAAAACUGUACGAGGCAUGUUUAGCAAUUAAGACCCACAAACGUUAUGGUCUUACAGGAACAAUAAUGCAGAAUAGAUUAAUGGAAUUGUUCAAUCUGUUUGACUGGGUGACGCCUGGUUGCCUGGGGACUCGUGAACACUUCCGAGAGUUUUACGAGGAGCCCCUUAAACAUGGACAGAGAUCAAGUGCUCCAGAUAAAUUUGUUCGAGUUGCUGAUGAGCGGAAACAACACUUAGUAUCAGUUUUGCGCAAAUAUUUGUUAAGAAGGACAAAAGAAGAAACUAUUGGACAUCUCAUGUUAGGGAAGGAAGAUAAUGUUGUUUUUUGCGCCAUGAGCGAACUGCAAAAACGGGUUUAUCAGAGGAUGCUACUGUUACCUGAUGUACAAUGCCUUAUCAAUAAGGAACUCCCUUGUAGUUGCGGAAGCCCUCUCAAGCAAGUUGAAUGUUGCAGAAGGACCGCUCCAGAUGGUGCCAUCUGGCCUUACCUUCACAAGGACAAUCCAGAUGGUUGUGAACAAUGCCCUUUUUGCCUCGUUCUUCCUUGUCUCGUCAAGCUCCAGCAGAUAAGCAAUCACUUGGAGCUUAUCAAGCCUAAUCCAAGGGAUGAUCUAGAUAAACAAAGAAAAGAUGCAGAAUUUGCUGCUGCUGUAUUUGGUAAGGACAUUGAUUUGGUUGGAGGGAAUACUCAAAAUAAGAGUUUUUUGGGCUUAAGUAAUGUUGAACAUUGCGGGAAAAUGAGAGCGUUGGAGAAACUAAUGUCCUCUUGGGUUUCACAAAGUGACAAGAUUCUUCUUUUCAGCUAUUCUGUAAGGAUGCUGGACAUACUUGAGAAAUUUAUUAUACGCAAGGGCUAUGGUUUUUCAAGACUUGAUGGUUCUACCCCAACUAGCUUGCGCCAGUCUCUAGUCGAUGAUUUCAACUCUAGUCCAAGCAAACAGGUAUUCCUAUUAUCAACAAAAGCUGGUGGCCUCGGCCUCAACCUUGUUAGCGCGAAUCGGGUAGUGAUAUUUGAUCCAAACUGGAAUCCUGCCCACGAUUUGCAGGCCCAGGACAGGUCAUUUCGAUUUGGACAGAAGCGCCACGUUGUUGUUUUCCGCCUACUUGCAGCUGGUUCUCUCGAAGAACUUGUUUACACUCGUCAGGUCUACAAACAGCAGUUAUCAAACAUAGCUGUUUCUGGAAAUAUGGAAAAACGCUAUUUCGAGGGAGUUCAGGAUUGUAAGGGGUUCCAAGGUGAGCUAUUUGGAAUCUGCAAUCUUUUCAGAGAUUUAUCUGACAAGCUCUUCACUAGUGAGAUCAUUGAAUUGCACGAAAAGAAAAGAAAGGAAGAUGGAACUGAUUCAAAGCAGGAUUUGAAUGUACUUGGGAUGUAUUUUGUUCCUGAGAAAGAAAUAACUACAUCUUUAGUGGGAGCUGAAAGCAGUAAACAUAAAGAAGAGGAGCGCACAACUGCUGCUCCAGUGCUUGAAGACGUCGGUAUUGUAUAUGCUCAUCGAUAUGAAGACAUUGUUAACCUUGGACCGGCAAAGAUCAAAGAGAAGAAAGGAGCGACCAUGCAUUUCGAUUACUCUCUGCAUCAGCCAAAGUUUUCGACUGUUGGGAAGAGGAAAUCUGACACCAUAACUGGGAAGGAGAAUGUAGGAACUGUCAAUGCUAUAAAGAUGCGCAAAAAGAGCCAGUAUAGCCUCCUUGCCCGAUUCAUGGGUAUGGAAGAGGUUCAGUUUAGCAACUGGCUCUUAUCUGCUACACCAGCAGAGCGUGAAAAAGUUCUUAAAGACUAUCGUAAGAGAAAGGAGAAGAUUCCUAACGGUUGAAACUUAUUUUCUUUUCUUGUCAACUUGUAACUUUGUAACAUUUAGUCUGUAUAGGUGCCUCUCUUUCCUUUUCUUUAAUUUACUUUUCAAUGUGUACAGUAAAAUUUGAGGCAGGGUUUUCCCUUUCAAUUGUGUCUGUAUCGUCAUUCGUUUUGGGAGUAUAGCCAACACUAGAUAAAGUAUAAAAAAUUGGCACUCUCAAUAGAGUAUAAAUUGUUUUCGAAUAUAAACAGUUCCCUUUUCCAA